Hippopotamus amphibius kiboko is the source of this 1946-nucleotide messenger RNA. It is a transcript of the gene LYSET, whose product is annotated as lysosomal enzyme trafficking factor. The transcript has 3 exons. The record is from RefSeq and is a predicted model, not a curated record. Lineage: Eukaryota; Metazoa; Chordata; Mammalia; Artiodactyla; Hippopotamidae. The coding region runs from base 142 to 633 and encodes 163 amino acids.
CCGGAAGCCCCGACUGUGGCGGCAUCCGGGCGGCGGGCGGGACGGCGGGCGGCUGGGCCAACCGGGACAGGAGGCUGGCCGUGCUCACCCUUCUGCCCGCCAGUGACCCUGGGGAUUUCUUUUACGGUGGCUUUCUCUGAAAUGCCAAAGCCACCCGAUUAUUCAGAACCGAAUGAUUCUUUAACGCUUGCCGUGGGAACAGGAAGAUUUUCGGGACCACUGCACAGAGCAUGGAGAAUGAUGAACUUCCGUCAGCGGAUGGGAUGGAUUGGAGUGGGAUUGUAUCUGCUAGCAAGUGCAGCAGCAUUUUACUACGUUUUUGAAAUCAACGAGACUUACAACAGGCUGGCCUUGGAGCACAUUCAGCAGCACCCGGAGGAGCCUCUUGAAGGAACCACAUGGACACACUCCUUGAAAGCUCGGUUACUCUCCCUGCCUUUUUGGUUUUGGACAGUUAUUUUUCUGAUCCCUUACUUACAGAUGUUUCUGUUCCUUUAUUCUUGUACGAGAGCUGACCCCAAAACGGUGGGCUACUGUAUUAUUCCCAUAUGCUUGGCAGUUAUAUGCAAUCGCCACCAGGCAUUUGUCAAGGCUUCUAAUCAGAUCAGCAGACUACAACUGAUCGACACAUAAAAUCAGUCACCAUUUCUUCCUUACAAGUACAAAACUGCCAGUACUGUAUGGACCCUGAUCACAAGACUGCAGUUUCUUCACAGAUCUCAGGAAGUUGUGGUGGGGCAGAGGCUUUUUAAAGAAUGUGACGAGGGGGCUAUCUUUAUCUGAAUAAGGCAUUUUUAGGUGAUGCCUGAGAUCAGUACUACAAAAUCAUGUGGAUGACUUCAGAUUUUGGAAGUAAAAUUUUAUCUGUUAUUUGCAUUCUUUAGAAACUUGAAUAAGUACCUGGACUCAUAUUUUUAUUCUACUGUGCAACAUAGUGAUGAUUCAGAAAUUUUUCCUUUGGGGAAAACAUGAAUAUGAACAUUUCCAUUGUGUUUAAUGUCAAAAGGUCCAAACAUGGUCAUAAAAUUUAAAUUUUAUACAAUUACUUGGCUUGCUUUAAAAUUCUUCGAUCUAAAACACCAGUCCAUCCUGUUGUAGCUAAGCCAACUGUUUAUGCUUGUUUGCUAUCAGCUUGUGAGAAAUUGGUAUAAAAUUAUUGAAGUGAUGGCUGUCUUGAGAACCAAAAUGUAUUCUUCCUUUUGGUAAUGCUACUGGCAUUAAUUAGCUAGAAUUAUUAAUGCAACUUUUUUUUUAACUCCUUGGGAAAAGACGUAACUGAAAGUUGAGAAAUCUAACACAAAGAGGAUGGAAACAAGGUCUUCAGUGAAAAUACUUUAUCCAGUCCCUGUCAGAUGUGUGACAUCUAAAAGAUGCUCUCAAGUCAUCCUUCUGAUUUUUUUUUCUGCCUAAGGUUCAGUCUUCAGGCGAUAGGUUAAUUACAUGAAGAUGUGAUUCUUGUACUGCCUCCUUUGCAUUUGUACUUCCUACCUCAUGUCUGGUAACAAUACAAAUAACUAAAAAAUCGAAAAUUAGAUUUUAGGAUUAUUCUUUUUUUUCUGGGUGAGAUCAAGAUAGAUUUUUAUAUAGUUAUGUCAUCAAUACCAGCAAAAAGUUUUACACUGACUUUAAUAAGAAUCAUAACAUUGUUUGGUGCUUACUCUGUUGGGCCCUGUUCUAACAGCUUUACGUGAAUUAACUCAUUUAGUCCUCCCAACAACCCUGAGAUAACAGUUAUUGUUAUCCAGAUUUUACAGAUAAGGACAGUGAGGUGGAGAAGUGAAGUAACUUGCUAAAAGUCACACGGCCAAGAAGCAGAGCCAGAGUUCUAACCUGGCAUCUGAUGCCUUUAUUCCUAAUCACUGAGCUGUAGUGCUUCUCACAAAUGACAAAUGUUUCAGCACUGAGUACUGUCUGCCUAACCAUGCUAAAGAAGAGAAAAGAACUGA